Molecule: messenger RNA, 1037 nt
Organism: Zerene cesonia (dogface butterfly)
Lineage: Eukaryota; Metazoa; Arthropoda; Insecta; Lepidoptera; Pieridae
Product: T-cell activation inhibitor, mitochondrial-like
Exons: 7
Coding region: 169-1005 (278 amino acids)
Cellular component (GO): mitochondrion
Source: RefSeq, a predicted model, not a curated record
UGAUAAUCUCAAAUGACAAACGUCAGUUUGGGCAAACUUUUUAACCUGAAUGCAUAGGAACACAAUAAAAAAUAUGUACAGAUUUCAAAGAAAGAAGUGCGCAAUAUCAAAUAUUCAUCUAAAUUAGACGAUAACGAAGCCCAAACUCAAACUAAAAAAACGUUCAAAAUGUUUUGCAGAUUAAGAACAGGCUAUGGAUAUCCGGGUGGUCUAAUACACAGAUGUUUAAGUUCAGCAGAAGUUUCCACUGCUUUGAGGCCAUUUUAUUUUAGAGUCCAUCCUGAUUUAUUUGGAAAAUAUCCCGAACAAAGAAAAAUAAAUGAAAUUUCUUUGCAACAACUGAGUGCAUUAUUAGAAGCUCAACAAUCUAGUCGAAAUACUUCUGUAUCAACACUUCCAUUUUAUUUAAGAAAAAAAGAUGUCCCAGAAGGUCAAUUUGAAUUAGUAAACAUAAAGUUGGAUAGCAAUAAUGUAAGAGAAACUGUAGUCAAAGUUUUAAACGCCUGUGAUAUUUCUACAAGUUAUAUAGACAAAAUUCCAAGGACACAAGAAAGGAAAACACAGUUUAGUGAGGAUUUUCAUAAAGCAUAUGAAAAGUACAAAGACGAAUUUGAUAAAGCAAUGCAGAUGAAAAGAAAGGUGGAAGAAAAGAAAGCAGUAUCAAAUAUAAUUGAAUGGGUUUUAGACAACAGCAAGAUAGCAAGAGAAAAGUAUGAUUCAACUCAAGCAACCAGAAACCAAGUGCAAUCUCUUAUAGAAAAACUAUGCAAGACAUAUGGUAUAAAAGAAGUUAAAUAUGACAGUGGUUGGAAUAUAAGUCAUAUAAGGGGAGCACUGCAAAGUCUUACAUCUAUGGCAUCUCAACAUCCACAACAUAUGAUAAAUUUAAAAGGUAAAUUUCACAUAUUUUCUUUCAUAUUUUUUUGUUAUUUAUUUAUAUUCAUAUACCUCUCUUGUGCAAGUGUUUGGAACAAAACUCGAACUUCGAAUAGACCUUUUUAUUAAAAAAAAUAUCUGUAUUUGUUACCUAGGUCUGA